AUGGCGACCAAUUCAUUAUCACCGUUUAUAUGCAGAAAAUAUUUAAUAUUUACGUUAUUUUUGGGCAAUAUUUUAUCACAAAAUCAUGCUGAAAAUGAGCUAAAACAGCGAAUAAACAUUAUACUUGUGGGUGGAACCGGUGAUCUGGCAAAACGGUAUCUAUGGAAUGGAUUUUUUAACCUUUAUUCAUCUUUGCAUAACACUAAUUCUGGUGACUCAGUACUUCGCUUUUAUGGCGGUGCUCGCGAGGACAACGAAACGGGAAAUAGAAUACUCUUGGAUAUUUUAAACACGUCAAUUAAAUGCUCAAAUGUUAAAUGCAAUAAAAUGAAAGCUGAAUUUAUUAAACGCUGUAGUUAUCACAGAUUAAAAAUCACAGAAGACUAUGAAAGUCUUCAAAAAUUAUUGGAAACUAGUUUAACGAACAAGGAAACCGAGAUUGGUCGUAUUUUUUAUCUUUCUGUUCCGCCUUUUGCUUAUGAAAAAAUUAGCAGGAACAUUGCCGAGAAAUGUCGACCAAACUCACUCCGUGCAUGGGUUCGGGUUGUGCUGGAGAAGCCGUUUGGAAGCGAUCUUAAGACUGCAAACGAGCUAGCUGAAAAAUUGUCGAAAUACUGGAACGAAGAUGAGAUAUAUCGCAUUGAUCAUUAUUUAGGAAAGGCUGGCGUGGUGCAAAUUAUGGAAUUUAAAAAAGAAAACCUUGAUUUUUUUGAAAAAAUGUGGAAUCGCGAACAUAUUGAACAAGUGAAUAUUGUCGUGAAAGAACGCUUAGAUGCACAGGGUAGGCUGGGUUUCUAUGAUCAGUACGGAGUCAUCCGAGAUAUUUUUCAGAAUCAUUUGACUGAGAUUCUCAGCUUGGUUGCUUCGGAAAUGUCUGAACACAAUUCUGAAAAACCGUGUCAAGAUUCUGUGAAACAGCUUGAAAAUUUUGAGAAAUUGAUCAGAAAUUCUGAGAAGCCACUUGGAAAUUCUGAAAAAUUGCUUGAGAAUUCUGAGAAAUUAUUUGAAUCUUCUGAAAAACUGCUUGAAAAUUCUCAGAAACUGCUUGAGAACUCUGAGAAACUACUUCAAAAUUCUGAAAAAUUACUUGAGAAACAGCAACAAAAUUCUGGGAAACCUGCUCAGAACUUUGAGAAGCAUUUUACUGAUUCUGAAAUACUAAGUGACAUUUCUGGGAAAGAGACACCUCUUAGGACUUUUGAUAAACUAGCUGAAAAUGAGGAGACACCUAUUGGGGAUUCUAAGAAACCAUUUCAAAAUUCUAAGAAAUCUACAUUGUUGAGAGCUGUGAAAACAGUUACAAUACAUGAUGCUGUAUUUGGACAAUAUGAAGAAUACAAUAAACAACUCAAGCAAGAGCUUCCAAAUAUUGAAGCCAAUAGUAACACGCCAACAUUUUCGGCAGUCGUCAUGGAAAUCCAAAACAAACGCUGGUCCGGUGUGCCGUUUGUCCUGCUUUCUGGCAAAAGGUUGGACAGCAGACUUGCUUACGUACAGCUAGAAUUCAAACAGAAUAAAUUCUGUAUAAAGGGUAACUUGAAUAAUAAUCCUGAAAAUUGUAAACCAAGAGAGCUUACAUUUUAUAUUCAAGGCGAAAAUGUCCAUUAUCCAUUAACAAUAUUCUCAAAAAAACUACCUUAUGUUAAAUUUUCUAACAACUGGCAGAAUCUAACCCUUGAUUCUGAACUCAAAUCUCAGUUCAAGGGUGAAAACAUAAUUAUGAAACCACCGAAUACUGAACACGAUGCUUACAGUUCGUUAAUCUGUGACGUUUUUCUUGGAAAUAAAGACAAAUUUGUGAAUGUUGACGAUUUGCUGCUAUCAUGGAAAAUUUGGAACCCUUUGCUUGAAGCGUCUGCGUUGAUUCAACCACAGUUAUAUACUCGAGAGAACAUGAAUAUUUUAGAUUUUGAAAUUGUUGAUGGAAAAAUUAGAUUUGUGUCAGGGUCUGCAAGUGACUGUGAAACGUCAGGACCUACAAAAUAUGACGAUGGUCAAUUGCAUAGUUUCCGUGGCAACAGACUUGUUUCGGGACUUUCAAUGGAUGUUGUUCGACAACUUGCAAAUGAUAUAGCUGUUGCCAUUCAUGCAAAAGUGCAGUCCAGUGCGGCAACAUUUCAUUUGGCUUUAUCCGGUGGUUCAACUUCAAAGCAUCUUUUCCAAGUGUUGGCUUCAAUUAAAUAUAUUCCUUGGAAAAACGUGCACAUAUGGUUGGUCGAUGAACGAUGUGUAAGUUUGACGCAUGAGGAUUCAAAUUUUAAAAAUAUGUAUCAACACUUGUUAAAAGAUAUCUCGAUUCCAUAUUUCAACAUCCAUCCUAUGCCUGUCGAUAUCGCUGGGCAAUUUUGUAAGCCUAACGACUUAGGGGACAAGCAUUAUGAGAGGCAAUUAAGAUACCUCGUUAAUGGCUCGUUAGACUUUGUUGUAUUAGGCGUUGGUAACGACGGUCAUACUGCAUCUUUGUUUCCUGGAAGUGACUUGUUAACGAGUACUAAUUGGGUUGAGAUAACGAGCUCGUUAGGAAAUUAUAAUAGGAUGACAAUGACUCUGCGGAUAUUGAACCAGGCCAGAAACAUCGCAGUGCUUAUACUGGGGGAGAAGAAACAUGAAAUUGUUCAGAAGUUAGCGCAAACUGGUAACGAUAUUCAUGAUUUUCCAAUAACUGCAGUAAAGCCAGAGCAUGGUUCGUUAGUGUGGUACAUAGAUGAUAAUGCAUUGCAUUAUGCAACGUUGGUCACGCUGUAA
Molecule: messenger RNA, 2745 nt
Organism: Paramuricea clavata
Lineage: Eukaryota; Metazoa; Cnidaria; Anthozoa; Malacalcyonacea; Plexauridae
Source: the annotation of a GenBank genome assembly